UAAAAUGUAAAGCCAUUUCAUACUUCAAUCACAAUAUUAGGCAGCCAAAGGAGCAACCUCGCUUGUAAUCUAACCACUUGAGCCAGCUAAAAAGUGGUUAGAAGGGAUUACAAAAAUGGCAAACUCAAACCCAGAACUAGAAACCCUAGAAGAAGAGCAGAGACCGCCACGGAUCGAUCGAAACCUAAACCAGUCGUCCCAAGAAUGGGAGACGAUGGCUCGAGCUUGGCUCACCGCAUUCCCAGAACCCAAAACCGUAAGCACCACUGCGGUAGAGUCUUGGAUAGACUCCAACCGCGGCUAUUUACCAGCUGACCUGCAAUCAAUGCCCCGGUCCGACCUCAUUGAUCGCCUCCUCGCUAUUCAAAAUUACAUGAGGCUGCCUAAUCAGCAGGCAAUAGCAGAAGCCAAUGAGGUUGAUAUUCCGCAUGCUCGAUUUCAACGAACAGAUCAGUGGCUACCGGUUUAUUCCUGGUUGGAAUCUUUAGAUAAAGAUGAGGCGGUGAAGUCUAAAGAUAUCUCUGAUUGGCUAACUGAGAACCCGGAUAUCAAAGAACACUUGUGCUCCAAACAUUCUCGAUACCAUUUGAUGCACUACAUAAAAAAGUGCCAUAUGAAGAUACUAAAAAGGCGCGAAAAGAAGAAGGGAUUGCAGCAGAAUGACAAACCCACCUCUCCAAAAGCUCACAAAAUCAUGGUUAUAAAAGAAAGCACUCCAGUUCCAAGCAACCCUUUGAACAAUAUACCUAAGGAUAGUGACUUAUACUUGGUCAAACGAAAUGAAGCUCAUCGUAAAUUUGAGAUUUUACGGGAGCUAAAGAAGACGCUUUCCCCUCAUUUUUUAAAGCCUCAAGGUACAGAAAUGAAGCAAUGAAAAGUAUAGUAAUUUGCUGCCAAGACAGAUUGUAUUUGUAUCAGCUCAGGUAGUGCACAUAUUUCCGUCCUCCCCACGAAUUAUGCUUUGUAAACAGCUGACGUUGACCUAGGGUGGUUUGAUUUCUCUUGAAGCACGCCACAAGUGUUAGAAAAAUUGAUGCUAUUGCUGAAUGCUGGAGAAUUUUGGUGUAAAUAUUCACAUAACAUUGUAAUGUCUGCCUUUUAGCUUAGAUUCCGCUAUGCAUAAUUUGUCCCAGGAUGAGGUAUGCAAAUGAAAUUGACCAUUCCAACUAAAAUUUCUAAUUAUUUUUGAAAAAAUAACAUCAAUGGUGUCUGCACUUUUUGAA
Molecule: messenger RNA, 1223 nt
Organism: Mercurialis annua (annual mercury)
Lineage: Eukaryota; Viridiplantae; Streptophyta; Magnoliopsida; Malpighiales; Euphorbiaceae
Exons: 5
Coding region: 116-874 (252 amino acids)
Source: RefSeq, a predicted model, not a curated record